Molecule: messenger RNA, 933 nt
Organism: Prorocentrum cordatum
Lineage: Eukaryota; Dinophyceae; Prorocentrales; Prorocentraceae
Source: the annotation of a GenBank genome assembly
AUGCGGGUGCGGCGCCUUCGGAGGUAUCAGACCAUGAUCGCCCACCAGUGGAGAAAUGGCCAGAUUCUCACCUCCAUGCUCGGACACUUCUCGUUCGAGGACACACCGACGCUGAUUGGUGGUGACUUGAAAAAGGACGUGAGCACAGUCAAGAAGUUGCUCAUCGUACUCACAAAGUUAAGCCUGACAAACGCGGCCGAGAUCAGGGAGAUCACGGGCAUGCUGUGGAACACGGUGCUCGUCGAAGUCAAGUCGCCUAUCGUCGUCGAGAUGAUGGCUCAAGGAAAGUCAUGCCACGAGAAGAGCAAGAAGGCCAAAGGCGACCCCGCCGCUCAAGACCGCCUUGGUCCGCCGUACGUGCACAUCUUUGCAGGGCUCAUGCUCGGACCGUCCAAGACAGAGCCACAGUUGGAGGAGACUCACACGAACAGUCUCACCGAGUUCUGGACCCAGCAAGUGACAUCAGAGGGCAAGACGCCGCUCGACCUCUUGGGCAAAGUGAUGCACUGCAAGUGCAAGGCGGCCAAAGUGAAGGACGGGGAGCCAGGCCUCGCGAAGGUGACGAUCGCGAUGAGCAUGGAGUUCGGCGCAGUGCAGGUGGCGAUCUUGGCAGCACUCGUGGCGAACGGAGGCAUCAAGAAGCACGGGCCAGCUCCCAGGGGCCCGCUGGAGCGCGCAGCUCAGGAGCUUCUCGAGGCCCUGAACCUCGUGGGCUGGGUCGUGGUGAUCUCUUCCAUGUCGUGUGGGAGGCAGACGGAGCUGCGCAACUGGCUGCUCGCCUACUUGGUCGGGGUCGUGGCCGAGGUCGGCCUGCUCGGCCUCGCCCGCAUCGGCCACAACAAGCUCGUGCAGGACUUGGACUGGCACCUCGGACCUGGCUUCGUGAGGCGGGGCGGGGAGCAUGAAGACAAGGAUAAGGGACCAGCCCCGUAG